Messenger RNA from Vitrella brassicaformis, 3041 nucleotides. The record is from the annotation of a GenBank genome assembly. Lineage: Eukaryota; Vitrellaceae.
UCGAAUUCAUUGCUUGACGUUGGAUGCGUCUUGCACGCGUCACACGCAUGAUUCAAACUCUCACGAUGGUCAAUCGCUCACUCACUCACGGCAUCCUGACAUAAAAACCGACCGGUCCAUCCAUCGACAAUCAUUCCAUCCAUCCACUCACUCACUCACUGACUCACUGACUCACUGACUCACUGUCUUUCUUGACUGAUUCACAUGCACUGCACUGCUUCGAUCGAUCGAUCGAUCGAUCGAGAAGCCCAACCAUUUCAAUGUAUGUAUCUACACACCACACGGUACGUACACGCACUUGAACACACGCAGCAAUCCAUCAACACACCAAGGCGUGACCUGACAGACAGGCAGGCAGGCAGGCAUCACAGCCGCCUAGAAACUCUGUUGACACAGUGGGAGCAGUGGUCCCCUCAUCCGUCAAUCAAGAAAAAUCGAAAGACAAGUAGCGAAGGAAAGCGGCAGGAAGUCAGCGAGAGGGAAAGAUGGAUGGAUGGAUACCGGUGACAGACAUAUCGGGCCAGCCAGAGGGAGAGAGAGAAGACACACUUGCGUUGGCUGGCUCCAUGACGGAGAAAAAUCACAAACGAGUGGGCUGAGCGUUAUGUGGUGUGAUAUAGAGUAUACAUUUGCAGAGACAGACACGCAGAGAGACUAAACGCUAAUUUGCCUAGGUACAUUGGGCGGCCCCGAUCUGAUCUGUGUUGCCGUGACAGAGAACUUGUGUAUGCAUAUAUCUACAAAAUGCCGAGAUGGUCAUCAUGAUGAAACCCUCACAAGACAAGCGCUCUCGCUCUCGCUCUCUCUCGUUCGCUCGCUGCAUUUGCCGACCACGCCAGAGCACAGCACAGAUGGGACGGGGAGGGGUGGGUCAGGCUGGCUGGCUGCCCCGAGUAAGUCGAGCCGAGCAGGAGACAGAGAGAGAAAGUGGCGUCAGCUAGUGUGUGCCUAUGUGUAUCUACAAGAUGAGACAGAAGAGAGACGAGAUGGCGGGUUGCCUGCCCUCAGCUAGUCACCCCCUCUCCCCCUCUCGCCCCUCCCCCCCUCUCUGUCCCUCACAAGGGUAAGCCACCCAUUCACUCACUCACGUGAGGGUCAGCUCAUUGCCCUCUCUCUUGCCCUCCCUGGCAGCGCCGGCAUCCUCCCUCACCCCAUGGUGCGUGUGGGUGUCCUUCCCGCCCUCCUGCCCCGCCGCCGCCGCCGCCACCGGCGGCCCACCUCGCCUGCCGCCCGCGAUGACCGAUGCGGGUGUGUCGCUCACGUCAACCACAUCGCCAAACCCGCGAGUAAGCGGUGCUGCCGCUGGCUGCUGCUGCCGGCUGUCGGGCUGCUGUUCAGACGGCUGGGCGGGCGGUGGCUGCUGCUCCUCGUGUUCGUGUUCAUGUGCAGCGGCUUCCUCCACCACCUCCUCGAGCAGUGUGUGGUUGGGGUCUUUCGGCGCAUUGGCGAUGCUGGAGAGGAUGGCCGCAUAGAUAAUCUCGAUUGAGUCCACCCUGACCACACAAGACGCAGACAGAGGGACUGGCGCGUUGGUGAAUCUGGUCUGCCUAUCUCCCUCACUGGUACUCACCAGAGUAGCCUGUGUCUGACGGGUACGAUGGUGUAAGUCAGAAUGCCGACGAGCGGCCAGAGCUUCAAGCCCGCCUUCAGCAGCGUCCACCACUUCUUGGCCUGCACCAGCAGCAGUCAACGCAAGACACGCCGCUUGACGUCUUGCCAAGCAACCAAGCGCUUUCCCACUGUUUGCUUACGUAGUCGUCCCACGCCUGCUUGAACGUCUUGCCGUUCAUCGCCUCAAGCAACACGAAGUACACCGUGUUGUAGAACGGCACAUACGCCAGCCUGUGCGGUGCGACCACCACACACACAGACCCAAGACACACACACCAAUGAAGGCAAUCGACACUCUCAUUCAUAUGAGCCGUCUGUCAUGCUCACUCACUGGUCGAACAGCAGCUUUACUGGCCAUGGGAGCGGCCAAUCGCCGUUCCAGUCGUAGUAGAAAUGCGCCAGCGGCCCGAGGACCACAAAUCCCAGCAACGUAUUCCGCAGAAUACGCCACCUGCACACACAGCACUCUACCUCAUGGGUGCCCGAGACGCGGCGCAUCCAAUGCUUUCGGUUGUCCACCUGACCUGUCGACGAGCAGUGGGUCCCUCCCCGCGUCCGUGUUCUCGACCCACUGGGCGAUCCAGUCACCGAUAAAGUACGUGGCGCCAGUGAGGACGCUCUUGGUGAGGAUCGGCUCUCUGGCCAGGGCGGCCUCGUAUGCAUUCCAGUUGGCCAGGGGGAGCCGAUACAGCACCUCCUCGAAAGACCACCCUCUCCAGAUGUCAGAGUCAACCGUCGAAAACUGAUACACCAUCGAUCCACCAUCCAUCCAUGUGUGUCUGCGCCUGUCUGUCUGGCUCAUGCGUGUGUCGCACCGCACCCACCUGUAGGAAGAUGUAGGCGGCGACCGCAGCGAGAACCGCGACGUUUUGCGUCUGGUGUUGCGAUGAUGCAUCCGACACACACCAGAUCGAAACAAACUUGUCUUCUUCCCCGUGUCUUUCCCACCCACCUGUGCAGUGCGCGUCUGUGCGAGGCUCGACACGCCCUCGUCCAUGGCACUCAUAACCACCUUGGUCACGCUUUCCUUGACCGUCCUUACCACCGGACGUAGCUCCUCCUCAACAGCAUGCUCCACCUCCUCUAUUGUCGGAAUGUGCGGCUCUUCGGCAGCAGGCUUGCGCGGCUCCUCCAGUGGCCCUUCCGACAUGGCCAUCGCUGGUUUGCUGCCCCGCCGCCGCCAUAGCGUGUUUGUCCGCGUGAGUGGCUGCACGAGGCCUGGAGUGAAAGCAGAAGCUGUGCUGGCGCCAUGGAGCAGCAGAACCAGGGGAAACAACGCCAUUCUUCGGGCAGCUGCUAAGGAGUGCCUCUCGCCCGUCCAAGCCGUCCAAGCAGGAGUGCCUCACGACAAGUACCAAGCAGACGCCGUCGCAGAUGGCGUCAGUACCUGCUGUAGUUAGUACUUCAUGCCACAGCCCAGCACCAGAUUG